Messenger RNA from Kwoniella shivajii, 2115 nucleotides. RefSeq lists its product as uncharacterized. Lineage: Eukaryota; Fungi; Basidiomycota; Tremellomycetes; Tremellales; Cryptococcaceae. The record is from RefSeq and is a predicted model, not a curated record. The coding region runs from base 1 to 2115 and encodes 704 amino acids. The transcript has 7 exons.
AUGUCAUUCACUGGUCGAGGACCAUCACCUUCACCAUACAAUCCAACUACUUCAUCACCUUCGCCAUUCAAUCCUACUUCUUCCUCAUCUUCAUCGCCUCGAGGUAGACCAUCUUCACCUAGGGGUAGAACAUCCUCACCACGUCCACCGCCGAGCUAUGCUCGUUCAUCUUUGGAUAGAUCGCCUUCAUUGAAUCCGUUGGGUUUCGAUGAGAGACCAAGAGUACCUCCUCCUAUAUAUUUGAGAAGUUCAAGUCCUGGUAGUAAUGGUAAAGGCUCUUUGAAGAUCCACGUUCCAGCUUGGGGUGUAUCCCUGGUUCGUCCAUCUAGAAUACUACAACUUCCUCCUUUAGAAGAUGGGUCGAUAGCAAGAGAACCUCCGGGUGAAGAUACAGUCUUAUCAGGAUCAUUGGAAGUUAACAUGAAAGAACGUAAAAAAGUAAAAGCCAUUUCAGUAGGUGUACAAUCUGUAUGUAGGUUACAUAUGGGUGUAGGAAGAACUUGGGAGGAAGAUGGAAUAUUCGAAAGAGGCGUUGAAAUAUUAGGUUCUUCAAAUGGUAAUGGUAAUGAUACUGGUGAAGAAGGUAUUUGGUUAGAGAAAGGCACGCAAUCCUUCUCAUUCACCAUCAUCUUACCUGCAACUCUGGCCACAACGGAUCAUCACAAUUUCGGAAGAGUAUCAUAUAUCUUAACGGCAAGAGUAGAAGGUAUCACUUCUUCUUCUUCAUUCUCAUCCAUAUUCAAAGCGUCACCGUCACCUUCAUUAGAUCCUUCUAUACCCAAUGUGGGUGAUUUCGAAAGAGUGAUAGCUAGAUCAGAUAGACUCGCUUCAGCGUCAGCUUCACAGAUGUCAUCUCCAUCAGGAGGAAUCAGUGGAAAACAUGGAGCGAGUAAAGAUGAUUUACUUGGAACGCAAGGAUCAUCAUUGGAAGAUACAUUAGAAGGUAGCGCGAUUUCAAUUGGAGGUGAAGGUUCACCUUCAGUUCAAGGAUUAUAUACUAGAAGACAAUCAAAUGAUCAAGGUCCAAACUCACUUCCAGGUCCGAUACCACCUUUGUCUCUUUCACCAGGACAAAUGCAAAGACCUUCACAAAGAAAAUCAUCAUUCUCAUCGACGACUGAUCCCACGGCAACGACAACGACAGGCUCAAACUCGAACGCAAAUUGGAUGAAAGGCGAUUUAUGCGCUUCAAGAGCUUUGAUAGUUCAUGCAAACCCUUCGAGAAGUGGUGGUCCGACUCAAUUGGAUAUAAGAAAAGAAGGUUUCGUAGAUGGCUUAGGUACAUGGAGGUUUAGUGCCAACGCGGAUGUGUUUUCCAUCUCAGCAGUCAUGUUAAUCUCAAUCAAUAUUCCAGCACCUUCACCGACCGUCACCAUAUUUUUAGUCCGUGUCGUACUCUCACAAUCGUAUACUAUUAUAUCACCUAGAACACCAAAUAAUACACCUCAUAUGCCAGAAGCACCCAAACAGCAAGUGAUAUAUCAAGUGGGUAGACCCCAUAGACCGGGGGAAAGGUAUCCAGCGAGAAAUGUUGAAUCCCUUUGGAGAGGGAAAGAAGUUCCAGGAAAUGGGAAAAAGAACGUAUCCCCUGAAAUAAGUGGAUACGAAGGAUGGAAAAUCAGAGCUGUGGCUAGAUUACCUGGUCAUGACAAUAUCAGACCUACUACAAACCAUGGGACCAUCACUCCAAUAAGAGUGAAACAUGAAUUGACAUUACAAGUGUUCUAUUCACUCGAUGGAAGAUGCGUUCGUGAUGAUCCCAUAGAGGGUCCAGGUGAAUUACGAAUGAUGUCUGUCAGAAUGCCUAUUGCAGUACCUUCCUGUUGUCUUACUGUGAGCGCUUUGGUGUUACCAACUUACGAUUCCUCCGACCAAGCCAUUUCACCUGGAGAUAUCGAUUGCAUCCUAUCAUGUCCAGAUGAAGCCAAACAAUGCAUGUGUGGAUCUACGUUUGCCGAACUAGGAGCAGCAGCUAUGAGAAGAAUGCAAAACGUCGAGCAGGAUGAAUUGGAAGAAAGAGUGAGGGAAAGAGCUAAUGAAGGUGGAAAUAAAGAAGAUGAAGCUAGAAGAGAUAGUAUGAGCGGAAAUCGAGCAGGUCCUUCAGGUAGUCAGUAA